UUUCCUUUAUAAUGUAUAUAUGCGAGAUAUAUGGAUGCUAGUAUCGCCCAUAUGCAUUUUUUUAACCUCUGCUUGAUUUUCAACUUAUGGGUUUUGAUGUCAUGUUUUGGAACUGUUUAUUUGGUUCAAUCAAUUUGAUCCGAUUAUCCUUUGCUGUCUGUUUAAGGUCAAUUGGCAUAAACGGAAAUUGGUAUGUGUAUAAUCACAAUUUAUGUGUACGUAUAUGUGUGCGUGCGCGCGCAUGUAUAUGGGGCUGAGUAUGUGGAUUGAGGAUAGUAGUUUAUGUCUGGUGAUCUUGGGAUAAAACCGGUUCUGUGCGGAUUCUUCUAAUGCAAGAAAUAAUAUUUCUUGACUAAUUUAACAUAUUUUUGUUUCAAAGUCAUGAAUUACUAUAGGGAAAAGCUAGAGCAUUGAAACUUUUUUGAAAUUUUAUUUAUAAUCUAGCCAUCUAGGUGUCUUUGUGAUCUAUGGGCUCUGGGUUCAUAUGUUACACAGAUUACUGGAGUCCUCUCUCUUUAAGAAAUUUGCUAAUAUCUUGUCAAUUUCAUGAAUUUUUCAGUUCUGUUGCUUCAAUUUGAAUACUGCAAAUAAUUCUUUAUACAUGCAUCAACGGAUCUAGUUUCAUGCUUUUGUAUAGCUUUCUUGUCAUGCAUGCAUCAAUAGUUGUCAGCUACAUCUUUUAAAACUAAAUGUAUAAAUUCUUUCUCUCAAUGUAGCCUCAAUUUUGGGAUUUCUGUUUUGUAACUCUCCUGGGGCCUAUUCACUGGUACUACGUAUUCUUUUUGAAUUGUUGUUUGGUUAGAGAGGUUCCCUUCUUCUUCAAUCGUUUCUCUCUCUCUCUCUAAGCAGCUCCUUUUUCUAGCAUUUUCUUUUCUCCUUAAACAGUAUCAUAUUAUUGCAAUUAUAAGAAAAUGCAUUAUUGUCUGCAUAUUUUAGUGGUUCAUGGCUAGAUCUUUGGAUUGAUGAGGAUUCUACAUGAUUUAUGUCACCUUGAUGAAUGUCACCUUGAUGAAUAACUGCCGAGUAUCCUUGUUGCAUCUGUUUAGAUUGAGACCAAUAGCGGGGAGGUUGAUUUUUUCAUUUGAUUUGAAGAGUUUUCUUUGAAAACUUAUUAGUUGCUAUUAACUAAUUUCAUAAUGGGUUUAUUUAUAAGUUUCGUUGUGAUGCUUAUCACAUGCAUCAGUGCCAUGUCUUUUAUCCGGGUUUUUUAUUCCAUCUGCUGUGUAGGGUUGCAUACAUUAAACUGUUGUAUUGACCUUUAUGGUAUAUUUUCUAUUGUAAAAUUUGUCUAAUGUAUUUAUUUUCAAUGUGGUUAAAUGUAAUGUCCCAAUGGAAGGCUCAAACCACGUGGCCUAUACUCCAAAAGGACUAGUCAAUGAUACAAUUGGAGCCCCAUUGGAACAUUAUAAAGAGCAAGAACUUCCCAAGCAAUGUGGGAUCUCAUACACCACCUACCCUUAUCUUUAUCAUAUGGGGUAUUACAUUAAAUGGCUGCAAAAGGCUUUAUGUUUGUGAUUCUUUUUUUAUUUCAUGAUUUUUAUUUAUUUCAUAAUCCCAAUCUCCAAGUAUUUAUGGUUUCAUGAACAUCAAUAACCGCCCUUUGUGCUUGCAUAAUUUAAAGAGUGUAGGGGUUUGGUCGUGUUUGGACUGAUGCUUUUGUGGCCAAGUUGAUAUUGCCCCUGGUUUUCAUAAACUUUUGAAGAAAACUUUCCUACUCAUUAGUUAGGGCUGACAUCGGGAAAAUACUUUUUUCCCUUCCACUCCAUUUGAUGUAAAUACUUUACAAUCUCUUCUUGAGCCUGAUGGGCAUGACAUUUUAGAUUCUAGUGUCUAAUUGGAUGUUUCUCUUUCUCUAUUUAUGAAAGUGAUACAAGUAAUUAUAUUUAUUUGUGCACUUACAUAUUCCUGCAAGUGCAUGAGUCUUUUUUGUGAUGACUGGUAAUUCCUUGGAGAUUUUUUUACAGGCAAGAGUGAGUUAGUGUUCAUCUUUGAAAGUACCAUUAUUUAUUUUUGAUUUGUCCAGUUAUCAUUUUUUUUUUUUUUCAGAAUAUUUUGAAUGGGUAGCAGCUUAUACUUAUUCAACUACUAAGUAUAAAUUUGUUUAGCUUUUAAGCCUUUUAUCUAGAUAUUAUUUUUGCAUUUGGUUCAGAUCCUUUUGUUUUUUUCUGCUUGUGGAAGUCUUUAGUCUCUUCAACCAUCUUCCAUUUCUUAUAUCCCUGAUUAUACACUUGAUUUUGUCCUCCUUUAAUACACACUUUUGGUCACAAAAAUUGCUAACAGUAAAAUUGACCUAACUACUGCUACUGCAGUUUUGGACAGAAUGCAUCAGAUUAGCAGGUUUUGUAGUGGCAUGACAUAUUGCAUGAAAAAUUAUUAUUACAUUUGAACACAAUUGUAAUUGCUGGUGUGCCUGGUUUAAUUAUUAUCAAUUACUCACACUUUUUUCUGCUUUGAAUUUACAUAAUCUUCUUCUAAGUUUUUCUUUGUAAAUCAUUUGGGCGUCCUUUCUGAAAAUUUAAUGCUCUUUUAUUUAGUCUUCUGAUAUUAAUUUCUUGUGUUCUGUAUAUAACAUGCAAUUAUGUAACUGAAUAUAUUUUCCCCACACUGAGUGAGACCGCGGCUGGAGUACGGAAGAAAUUGCAGAAUAUCCGAAAUCACCUCAGGAUCCAAACGCAAAAACCUCUACUAUAAUUUGGACAAGGAAAGAUUGAUGACAGUGCUACUUCAGUAGGAACAUGAAAUAAGGUGGCUGGUCACAAGACUAGUAACUUGAAGAUCUUCACUUUAGAGAGAUCUCUUUCUUGUGCCUUGGUGCAAUCCUCCUUGGGUAGAGAUAAAUAAAUAAAGGGAUCGGUAGGGCCCAGGGGAAGCAGAAGUGCACUUUGAAGGUCUGCCGAGAACUUUUCUGUUUGAAUUCCCUCUGGCAAAUCUUUUAACCUCUGAAGUGAAUAUAUCUUGGCCAAGAUGAACGGUCAAGGUAGCAGCUCCAACUCAUUUCCUGAGACCUUUCAUGUUGACCAUGGGCCCAAUGUCAACAAUCCUGGGUUUUUGCAGAAUAAUGGAGUUCCAACUAAUUCUGCAGUUGAUUUUGGCCCUACAGUUAUAAGCUGGAUGGGUCAAUCUAGUUCCUGUGUGAAUCCCCACAACCAGGUCAAUCCUGAGGAGUUAUUAGGUGGACAUGGAUGGCUUUCUUCCAUUGGUGCCCCUGAUGGAACUGGUCAAACGUUUGAAGUAAGCCAUUCCAAGCCAAAUAUUGCUCCUUUUCAACAGAACGCUAAUGUGAUCCCGAUUGAUGUUCAAGUCACAAAUGGGACAUCAAUCUUGCAUGGGUCCAGUUCUGGUGUUCACAACAUAGACUUCAAUGCCUUGCAUGAGAUCGGUAAUAGCGAUGCCAAUCAGGAUAUGGGGGCAGGUUUAAGCUUGCGUCUAUUUAAUUCCGAUGGACUAGAAGCUAAACAAAAUCCACCUGCCAGCAAUUCUUCUAUACCAGUCAUGAUAUCUUCUGGAAUAUCAGGAUAUGAGUUGGAAGAAAAUAACGGCAGAGAGGGUCUGUCAUCUGAUGGUAGGCGGAUAUCCUGCAAAAGAAGACCACCUGAAGAUGCUCCUGGACUACUGUAUCUGGGUGAAAGCUCUAGUACUGGUCAAGAAUCUGCAAAUUCUGAAUGGCAAGCUGUUCUUGCUCAAGAAAAGGUCAAAAGCAACUUGAAUACAUCAACUCUGAGUAUUCCUCCAAGUGUAAGUCAUCCUGAUCAGUUGGGGGAUAGAAUUGGCGCUGGCAUGAUGGGGGCAGUUUCUAGAAUGCACCAAACUUCUAGUGGGGCAGGAGAAGUUGAAUGUUCGCAGAGAAAUAUUCGGCCUAGGAGAGCUGCAAAUCCACAAGAUGUUAUACAACUUAGUAUGUUGCCAAGUGGGGCCACAAGGAAUUCUUAUUUACAGUCACCCAUUCAAACAACCAUGUUCUCUCCAUUUGCUCAAUUUCCUAAUUCAAGCUUAGCAGAAACAUUACCGGUUAAUGGAACUGCUCCAGUGCAGGCUUUUUCACAGGUUCGAGAUGAUUUGCAAAAUCUUCAGCCUUCACCAUGGUAUGAUUUGACAUGGCCAAGAGCCGGUGGAUCUUCUCUUCCUCAUGACUCUACUCCUGAUCAUGCUGUCAAUGGUGGCAGUACUUUGCAGCAAGAACAAAAUUCAAGGAACACACUGCUUGUUCCCGAAACUGAUAGGGAAAAUGUGGCACUGUAUCCAAUAACCUUUAACUUUGUCAAUGGGAAUUCAAACUCUCCUGGAAACAUUUCUUCUAGCUCUCAAGAUGGCACUCUUUCGUGUGGUCAUUUCAUAUCUGCUCCUACUCGGGUUUCCGAACCCAGCAUGACCGAACUAUAUGGACAGAGAUUUUCAGAUUUUAUCAAUCGCUCUAUGACCGCAUUUAGUCGCUUUGAGUGCAGAGGGUGGGGUACUUACUGCCCACUACAUGCAAGGACUUCCGCUGCAGCACGAGAAAUGGAUCUUUCAGUUAGGGGUGGUAUUGUACGACCCUUUCAGGUAUAUCAGACUUCGGGAUGGAUGAUAAGUCCUGAGAGACAAGAUGGCAGUCAUCCUGAAAAUCCCUUUGCGUUGGAGUCCAUUGUUGCAACUCAGUUGACAAACAGACUGAUAUCUGAGGUCAGAGACGCUGUGGCACUUGUUCGUAGGGGUGGUACUUUACAAAUUGAGGAUGUUUUGGUUAUGGAUCCUUCAGUUUUAUAUGAAAUAUCUGAGGAUGAUGAAGUUGAAGUUCCCGACGACAUGUACUUUGAUGUAGAUAGCAUGUCUUAUGAGCAAUUACUGGCUUUGGGAGAGCACGUAGGGGAUGUGUGCAUCGGAUUGAGUGAAGAAGCUAUUGUGGCAAAUCUGAGGCAGCAGAAAUAUAAGCCCGGAUCUCCAGUGAAGGAUGAAUCGUGCUGCAUUUGUCUGGAGGAAUACAUCGAUGGAGAUGAUCUUGGGAAGCUGGAUUGUGGACAUAACUUUCACUUCACCUGCAUAAAACAGUGGCUAGUGCAGAAGAACUGCUGCCCCAUUUGCAAAAUGAAGGCCCUGACUGAUAGAGAGAGAGGAACUUAGUUUUAGGGCUCCUUUACAAAAUUUCAAUUAGAGCUGAAACCAGAAAAGUGCUUUCCUUCCCUUGGAUGGCAUCUUCAGUAUCCUCCAGCUAGAUGUGAUUUGGUAUAAUUUAUGACUUCCAGACCAUACUGAGGUUUUGAAACUCUUUUAAAAUGGCAACCUUUUUCACGUGAAGGCUGCUUUCUUGGCUUGUCUCUUAUCCAUGUCGGAAUGAAACCAGGUUUUGAACUUA
This is a messenger RNA of Carya illinoinensis, 5329 nucleotides long. Its product is annotated as E3 ubiquitin-protein ligase MBR2-like. The coding region runs from base 2965 to 5097 and encodes 710 amino acids. The transcript is spliced from 7 exons. Gene Ontology annotation, molecular function: ubiquitin protein ligase activity. NCBI's taxonomy places the organism in Eukaryota, Viridiplantae, Streptophyta, Magnoliopsida, Fagales, Juglandaceae. The record is from RefSeq and is a predicted model, not a curated record.